Rhincodon typus (whale shark) is the source of this 2368-nucleotide messenger RNA. Its product is annotated as E3 ubiquitin-protein ligase NEURL3-like. NCBI's taxonomy places the organism in Eukaryota, Metazoa, Chordata, Chondrichthyes, Orectolobiformes, Rhincodontidae. Bases 69 to 1019 code for a protein of 316 amino acids. The transcript has 4 exons. The record is from RefSeq and is a predicted model, not a curated record. Gene Ontology annotation, molecular function: ubiquitin protein ligase activity.
GUGAGGAAGCACCGCGUUAUAAUCCAGCUCAGAGGCACUAGCUCAGGUAGGGAGAGAGAGACAUCUCAAUGCCGCUCAGCAUGGGGAUCAGCUGCAUCAAACACACUCCCAGAGAACAUGAACAAAGAAAUAACCAGCGGUCUGCCUGCAGAAAAACAAAACAUCUUCAAUACCCAGCUCCCUCACUUGGUCCCCUUUUCUUUCAUCCAUACACCAAGGGGUCACAAAUAAAGAUGGAUUUAUCUCAUCACUGUGCAUGGAGGAAGUCUGGGUUCUGUAAUGGGAUCACCUUUACCAACCGUCCAGUCCUCAUCCAGGAGAAAGUGAGAUUGAAGAUCACAAAGACAGAGGAGUCAUGGAAAGGAGGAAUGCGACUAGGCUGCACAAUUUUUGACCCCUCCCUGAUGCAUCCCGAUGCCCUUCCGAAAUUUGUGUGCCCAGACCUGGAGGAAGCACAUGGCUUCUGGGUCAGUGCGUUACCCCAACAGUGUAUACAAGAGGGAAGUGUCAUCUCCUUCUGGGUGAACAGCCAAGGACAGUUCCUCUACUCUGUAAAUGAAGGAAGGGAAUAUCUCCUCAUGAAAGGAUUGCUGGUGUCUUGGCCCCUGUGGGUUAUCAUCGAUGUGUAUGGAACAACACGAGAAGUCCAGCUCCUAGAUCCCUCCGUGUCUUGUGUAACCCAGAACAAAUCAGCAUUGCAGCCGUCCCUCCCUGUCGGACAUAACAAACCCCAAACAUCCAGUUCUUGUACGUCUGCAUCUUGUACAACACCAUCCAAAGAUACAUCUGGUUCCAGUCCUUCUGUUCCUAAAGUAUCAUCAAUUACUCCACCCCAGGACUCUGCAUCCGUGCAUGAAGAGUGUAUUGUCUGCUGUUCUUGCCUGGUUGACUCAGUAUUGUACAGAUGUGGACACAUGUGUGUAUGCUACAGCUGUGGUCAGAAGCUUCUCAGCAAGAGUUCCAAAUGCCCAAUCUGCAGACAACCAAUCAAAGAGAUCAUCAAGACAUACCGCAGUUAAUACUUCCAGAUUAACAUGGGAACUAACUUUGUCUGACCCCCACUUUGAGUGACAUUUCUUUGAGUGUCAGCAGUUUGGCCCACUGUCCCAGGAGUCCUCUGUUCUGCAGCACUUGGCAACAUGGCCCAGUAGAAGAUAACACAAGUGUGACCAUUAGGUAGUUAACCUGAAUGUGAAACGCAGAGAGAACAUUGAAAUGCAAGGCAGGACAGAGAAGGAUGGGAUGGGGAAAGUGUAUGAAGAAAUGGACACAUGGUUUGUGUAGGAAAAUGAGAGACUAUUAAAGGCAUUAAAGAAAGAGGGUCAAAUUAGGAAGGGAAGCAGCAGAAAAGUUCAGCAGCGUGACUUAAAUUAGAGAAAUAAGGACUCAACCAGAAAGAGGAAGUAGUCCCAGUUAUUGAAAUCAUAUGAAAAAUCGGGCAAACAACUAAAAAUGAGAAUGAGAUUCCAAACAAACAAAGGCAAUUGGAGAUUUGUUUUAGUGGGUCAACUGGGAGAGAUUAAGCCUAAUUUAAGGAGAUGUGUAUACACACUAUAGCAAUCCACGACCCUGCUGGGUUCAAAAUUACCUAAGCCUUUGCAUAUUACCUAUUCGUUGUCCACAGACCCCCAAUAUUUCACAAAAGGUAUGUCAGCUUCCAUUCCAGUGAUUAAGCUGCUGAUAUGGGAUAAAUUUAACAUGACAAAUGACCACCUCACUCUAUUUGGAUUUGCAUACCAAUUUCUUCAUCAACACGAGCAGUAACUUCUGUUCCUUCACCCUGAAAGGUCAGGGUGUAUGUGGUAGGCUUCUGGGAUUCAUACCAUCAUCCUAUGAGAGGUGAAUAUGAAUGAUAGGUGGACGUUACUCAGACACUCACUUUAACAUUUUGAUUCUGUGUUCCAGCUUUAUAUCGUAGCCUUGCCAUUGCUUGUCUGAAAUGAAAUGUUAAUGUUUGAACAGAGCCUAACAGUUGCAAUGAAGGCCUUGCACUUAUGUAGACAUUAUAAUUUUCUAGCCCUAUAAUGUGCUGGGACCUCUGCGCUCCUGCAGCCUUUUCCAUUGGCUUAAUCUUAGUUGCUGUACAAUUGACAAAUAUUGUUUGUUACCACGGCCCUAACUUUUCUAAGUCACCUCCUUAAACCUGUCUCACUUAAAGAGUUCCUUGACUUUAUCCCCUUGACCAAUCUCUCUUUCCUCUGUUCCACUAGCUUCUUAAGUGGCUCAAUGUCCCAAUAAUAAUCCUGUGAAAUAAUUUGUCUAAUUUGCCUAUGUUAAGGGAUGUUUAUAAGUACAAGUUUUUGUUCGCAUAUUACAGCUUGUACAUUUUUUUAUUGACUGAACUCAUAGUUUUGUAAUGUACAUAAAG